AUGUCUGAGACCUCGGGCUCGUACACGGGGAGGAGCUACACGUCCUUCGGGGCGUCGAGUCGUGGCUCGGACGCAGGCAGCGGCGACGACAACAACUCGCUGGACAUCGCGUUCGGCGGCAUCUUGACCAGCAACCGCACAGUGCUGGAUGACAUCUUCGGGUAUCUCAACAGCGUGGAGCGGUUCAAGUGGGAGGGUCUGCGGAGGGCGUACAUCACGAUCUGGGCCUACCAGACCCUCGUGCUCAUCGGCAUCCUCCUCGGUCCCUUCUGGGGCUGGGACUUCGACUAUGAGAACCGGGGGUGGCAGUGGGCGCUGCGCCCCACCCUCGGCAUCCUCGCGUGGGAGAACGGCCGGGUGACGAUGCAGGCGCUGCUGUACACGGCGCUCACCCUCACCAUCGUCUCCUUCGUCGUGAUGCUGCACGUGUUUUACAACACCCGCAACAACAAGCACGUCCACCCGGCCGAGAAGUACCUCAUGCGCUCGCUCGAGGUCUCCUGGCUCACCACGUUCGCCAUCCCGGCCGUGGUCAUCUACAUGCUCCCACUCGCGUGCGACUGGAGAGGCAAGCUCACAGGCACGAAGAUGGUUGCGCUCUACCAGCAGUGGCACGACAUUGGCGGCGAGGACGAGGCGAAGUGCUUCUCCGGGGCCUACGCGCUGCACACGGUGGCGGCCAUCAUCGGCCUGACGAUCCACAUCGGCCACUACGGCAUCAUCCUCCUGAAGGACGUCGAGCUCGACCCCACGGGGCCCUUCCCCAUGGCGCAGGGCUCGGUGACCACCGCGCUGCUCCUGGGCAUCCUGCGCGUGGCCGUCGUCAUCUUCUACCACCUCUUCGUCGGCCUCGACCAGCGCUUCGCGGCCGCGCUCGUGACGAUCUGCCUGACGUGGUACGCCUACAUUCACGUCCGGCGGUACCCCUUCGUGGGGCGCGUUGCCAACUACUCCCAGGGCGUGGUCGCCGGCGCCUUCCUCGCGAUGGGCAUCUUCGACUUCUUGCUCGGCGGCGACUCCAGCAAGUCGGGCACGUACUCGGCGAUCAUGUCGGCGUGCUGUGUGGUGUUUGGCCUCGCGAUCCUCCUCAUGGUCAUCGCCCGGCGCCGGCACCUGCUCCGCGUCGUGCACAAGUUCAAGGAGCUCAAGGAGGUGGCUCCGAAGGCGCUCCUCGAGCCCAAGCGGCUGCACCGCUUCAUCGACGUGGACGAGCUUGGCACCUUGGUGCGCGUGAUCCGCCCGUGGGGCGUGGAGAAGGGCGUUGAGCCGCUCCCCGAGCACAUCGAGGGCGUGCUGGCCGCGCUGACGCACGCCGGCGGGCAGUUCCCGGACAAGGCCAUCUUGCCGCUCUUCGACGCUGCCUUCCACGCCUUCGUCCUGGACGACACCCAGGCCUCCCACGGGCACCUCGAGCGCGCCAAGGGGCUCAUGCCGCGCGCCGCGGAGCGCUACCUGGUCUUCCGCCUGUCGCUCUCGCUCCGCGAGACCCAGGAGAACAACACGGCUGGCGACGGCGCCAUGGACUGGAUGUCGUACGUGGAGCUCCAGCGCAACCUGCAGGCCCUGAAGAAGCUGCACCGCCUGGUCCUGACGGAGAUGAACGCGUUCUGGGGCAUCUGCCUGCGCCGCGACUGCGGCCUGCACCACAUGACGGGCUCGUUCAACCGCAUCGAGGAGGUGGAGGUCCGCGCGGAGCACAACUACCGCGCGAUGCUGGAACGCUACCCGCGCAACGUCAAGGUCCUGCGCAUGUACGCGCAGUUCCUCGAGGACGUGCAGGGCAAGCAAACGCUGGCGCACCAGUACAUCGCGGAGGCGGACAAGCUCGAGGACGCCAACAGCGCCCUGCGCGCCGACACCGAGGACAUCUUCUCCGGCGGCGCGUUUGGCAAGUCGUCCGCGGUCGACGAGACGCUCGACGCCGUGGUGGUGGUGAACUCGGAGGGCACGAUUCAGUUCGUGAACAAGAUGCUCUGCAAGCUGUUUGGGUACAAGCAGGAGGAGCUGGCGACGCGCAACGUGUCGUGCCUGAUGCCGCUCCCCUUCUCCGCGCAGCACAACGGCUACAUGAAGGCGUACGCGGACUCGGGCGUCUCCCACGUCAUCAACACGGUCCGCGAGGUUGUGGGCUGCCGGAAGGACCGCUCUGUCUUCCCCGUGCAGCUCGCCCUGACCAAGAUCGCCCAGGGCGGCGAGGACGGCUUCAUGGGCGUAUUCCGUCAGCUAGAGGAGCACACGGAGUCGCGCGUAUGGAUGACGAAGGGCGGCGUGUUGAUCUGCGCCAACCAGCUCUUCUACGACGAGUUCGGGUACGACUACACGGACAUCGCCGGGAACACCUUCGAGUCAUUCCUGGCGCACAACGAGGGCUGGCGUUCCAUCUUGGAGACGGCCACUCAGAGCGCGCCCAAGGAGCCGCCUAUCAACCACCCCGACGACGUGAUCUUCAAGCACCGCAUGGGGACGCAGGGGCGCGUGAAUCUCACGACGAAGAUCGUGGGGUCCGAUCGCGUGCCCGUCGUCGUGGUGACGAUGAUCAGCGACACGACGGAGCAGCCGAUGCUGACGGUCGACGCGAAUGGCAACAUCACCAGUGGCAACGCGGCCAUGGCCGCCAUGCUCGGUCACUCGGCCUCCACGCUGAAGAGGGCCAAACUAUCUACCAUCAUGCCGGAGCCGUUCGGGCAGAUGCUCUCCGCAUGGCUGCGCACGGGUGGCAUCGGCAAGUGCCCGCAGUCCCGCGGAGGCAUUGUAGACCUGUUGCACCGCAAGGGCAAGGUGGUUCCGGUGGAGGCCGAUUUCCAGAAGACCGACUUCAAGUCUGGGAAUUCUGCUCUUGGCGAGGAGAGAUUCGUGAUGAGGUGCCUGCCGAUGACGCCGGAGCAGGCGCGUCUGCGCCGCGUGAUGCAGCUCAUCGUCGACACCGACGGACGCAUCAUCUCUUCGUCCACCACCCCGGCCUCGUUCGGCUGGACCGCCGGUGGUGUUGUGGACCGCUUCAUGGAGGAGGUCGUGCCCGUCGACGGCGAUCCGGGCGCGCUGGUCAAGCAGUGGCUGCGCACGGCCGGCGACCGCCUGCAGCACCGCCGCUGCUGCGUCAUCUGUGCCGACGGUACCGAGAAGGCCGCCGUCCUCGACGUGAUCCCCGACGUGGAUCGCCAGACGGUGACGCUCAACCUGCAGAAGUUCAGCAACAUCUGGUCGGUGAUCGAGGUCACGGCGAACCUGGAGAUCCUGGGCAGCGUGGGCCUCUUCAACUGCAUGUUCGGUCGCACGAUCGACACCAUGGUGGGCAAGAGCCUGAUCGAACUGAUGCCCGAGCUCGAGUGCACGACGGUCCAGGACCUGGUCGCGGAGUCGAACGCGGCCGUCGCCGACGCCACGGCGCCCGUCGCCAAGACGGGCGGGAUCAAGAAGCAGACAGCGACGCAGCUGGUCGGGCUCCCGCAGACGGACACCAUCAUGGCGCAUGCGGACGAGCUGCUGUUCCGCGCCACCACGCAGGUCGCGGAGCGCAUGCUGUACCCCAACCGCUUCAUGGUCCUCGUCCUGCCGUACGGGACGGACAUCGGGGCUCCGCUCAAGUCGUCGGUCCCGGCCAAGCCCCGCAAGUCGGGCAAGCCGCCGCAGCAGAUGGUGUCGAAGAAGGAGGUCGCGCUCGACCAGGCGCGCAUCUCGACGGGUGCGCGUAUGUCGGCGGGCGUCGGUCGCCACGGCGGGCUGCAGCGUGAGGGCUCGCGCCUGAGGCCGCGGGAGGUCGAGAAGGAGGGCAGCAAGGUCGCCAUGCUCACGGCCGCGUUCGAGGGCGCGGCGCGCGAGGCGGGGCUCGCUCCUGGGAUGUCGGGCCACGGCGGCGGCGACGAGGACUCGCUGGGGCUGCUCGGCGAGCCGGACAGCCGGAAGAGUGGCAGCGAGAUGAAGCAGGCCGUCAACGUGUGGGCGAACCUCGAGGCCGUGGGGACGCCGGCGCGCCCGUCCGUCGAGGACCCGGACGCGGUGGAGCUCACCCCCGAGAAGGAGGGCCGCAUCUUGGAGUGGAUGAUGCGCGACGAGAAGGCAUCGGGUCUCAUGUCGGGGCAGACGUCGCGCCGCGGCGGCCUCGCUGCGGGGCCGUCGGGCAAGCACAUGAAGCUCACGAAGGCGGCCCUGCGGCAGAUGAAGGAGUCGGAGCGCCAGCUCAAGGUUGCCGCGCACGUGUCGGAGGACGAUUCGCGCAGCCACAGCGCUGCCGUCGAGGAGGACCCGGCCGCCGAGGAGCGCGCCGUUGCGGAGGAUGUCAAGGAGGCGAGCGGCCCUGGCGCUGCCGCCGCGGCCAAGCGCCUGCUCGAGGGCACGGGUGCAAAGAGGGCGCAGUUCCAGGAGGGCAAGGGAGGCGACGGCAACGCGUCCCCUCCGCGGUCCGCGGGCGGUUCCCACGCCACGCGUUCGCGCCUGCUGGUCGACGACGCCAACGUGCACGCGCGCAACGAGGGCACGGGGCUGACGGAGCAGCAGCUCGCUGACAUCAAUGCCAGCUUGUCGGACGGCGGCUCCAUCGCCUCCGGCUCGAUGACGAGCGGCAUGUCCGGCGCUGGCAAGACGCGCCGCCUGAAGCGCUUCGUGCGGGUGCUGGAGAGCGAGGCCCUGCGCUGGCCGCUGAUUGCCCUCCGCCGCUACAUGAUUGCGCUUGCAAUCGUGCUGCUGGCGGCGCACUCGGCGUGCUUCGGCACCAUGAUCAUGUUCCUCGACCAGCACACGACGCUGCUUCAGUCGGUCAACCUCUGCGGCGAGAUGAUGACGCGUACGGUGCAGGUUGCUUACAACACCCGCGUGCUCAUGGCCGUGUACUCGGGCGUGUCGUACCAGACGAUGCUGACAGACCCGACGCGCAACCUGAACCAGACGGAGGUCUUCAUGUACACCGACGCCACUGCGCUGGCCAGGAUCCAGGAGAAGAUCUACGAGGACUCGGUUGCCGCGACGGACAAGUUCAGGGGCCCGCUGCUCGAUCUGUGGGUGGGCAAGAUGCACACGAUCACCGUCAUGACGCGCAACCACGAGGUCAACUCGACCAUCUCGGAGCAGAUGACUCUGUACGACCUCGGCGGCCUGUACGUCUCCAUGGCAGUGCAUCUGCUCUCGUUCUCGACGGAGGACAAGGCGAAGAUGGACACGACGCGCGAGUUCACCUUCAUCAUCGAGAACGGCGUGCCGAUUCUCGGCCCGGCGUUCGCGGAGGUCAUCGACCUGUACACCACACGCGCCGAGGACAACCUGGCCAAGGUCAACGUCAUCGCCACGGUCUUCCUGGCGAUCGAAAUCGGCUUCUUCACGCCGCUCGCCGUGUGCGUCGUCUUCAAGAUGGUCUGGGGCCUCUGGCAGCGCAAGGUCCAGCUCGGUGCCCUGUUCCUGUCGAUGCCUCGCUCGCUGGUGAUUGAACUGGCCCGCGCGAAGAUCACCGUGGACGACGACGACGACAUCGACAGCGAGGAGGAGCGCGAGCGCGAGAAUGAAGACGCGCGAGAAAGAGCUUUGGCCGAAAAGAAGAAGAAGGAGGACAACUCGGACGACGGCAACGCGUUCAACCGCAUGGCUCGCUGCAACGUGCGCAUCAACGACUCGGACAUGCGCGCGGCCACGGCGCAGCUGCACCGCCGCCGCGGCAACUUCAAGUCGCACAUCCGGCGCUUGACCAUGCUCUGCGUCCCGCUGAUGACGUGGGGCGUCAUGGUUGCAGUCAUCAUCGGCGUGUCGAUCGCCCUGGGCAAGACGUCGCUCAACCGCCUGCGUGCGACGCAGUGGACCCACCUUGAGUCCUACGAGGGCGUGCGCGUCAUCUUCUACGGCCAGGAACUCUCGGUCCGCGCCAACCAGUUCAUCCACAAGACGGGCAUCUUCCAGGCCCUGACCGACACGCAGCAGCGCGACGCCAUCGAGAGCAUCCGCACGCAGCUGCUUGACGCAUCGAUCCUGCUCAAGGAGCGCCACCUGGACCUCGUCGUCGGCCGCGAGACCCCCUUCAUCCCCGAGGGCUUUGUUGUUUCGACGCCCAAGCUGCGCGACCUGCAGUUCACCCCGCGGUGCUACUCGCAGUGGAUUCCGUGCAUCAACUCCACGGACCCGAACGCGCCGCUCGUGCAGAACGGCAUCAACGACCUGGUGGCGGCAUUCAUCGAGAAGGCGCGCACGCUGGUGUACACGGACAUCACGACCCUGGCACUGGUGGACGGGAACCCGCAGUGGUACUUCCUGUACGACUUCGGGCGCGACGACCUGGUGAACGCGAUGAAGCAGAUGCAGGUUGCGGUCGGAGACGACUUCGAGAUGCUCGAGUUGGUGAAGACCCUGCACGUGAUUCUCUUCGUGCUGACGGUCCUGCUGAUCCCCGCGGCGAUCUACAUCGUCACCAAGCCGUACUUCCACCUCAACGCGCUUGAGAUCAAGCACAUGUCGCGGCUGCUCACCCUGGUGCCCAAGGCCAGCGGGGUGGACGAGCUCUUGGCCAAGAUCCGCGACAGCCACGCGAACCGGAAGAAGCGGGUCACGCCCAAGUGGAAGAGGUUCCUCAAGCGCGUGUUCACGCGAGGCGCGAAGAAGGCCGAGGCGGAGGGCGGGGACGGCGGCGCGGCGCCCGCGGCCGGAGGAGGCAACCUUGCUGCCAAGGUGGCGUCGGGCUCCAAGAAGGAGAAGAUGAUCCCGUCGAGCAAGAAGGGGAAGUAA
Messenger RNA from Pedinophyceae sp. YPF-701, 6699 nucleotides. The record is from the annotation of a GenBank genome assembly. NCBI's taxonomy places the organism in Eukaryota, Viridiplantae, Chlorophyta, Pedinophyceae.